Messenger RNA from Nycticebus coucang (slow loris), 913 nucleotides. RefSeq names its product regenerating islet-derived protein 3-gamma-like. NCBI's taxonomy places the organism in Eukaryota, Metazoa, Chordata, Mammalia, Primates, Lorisidae. The record is from RefSeq and is a predicted model, not a curated record. Gene Ontology annotation, biological process: response to peptide hormone; positive regulation of cell population proliferation; venom-mediated disruption of cell wall in another organism. Gene Ontology annotation, molecular function: signaling receptor activity; oligosaccharide binding; peptidoglycan binding. The transcript is spliced from 5 exons. The coding region runs from base 1 to 687 and encodes 228 amino acids.
AUGUGCUUGAAUCAUGCUAAACCAUCCUUCUCACCUCUGGCCUAUGGAAAAACUAUCUUGCAUGUCCCUGGUGCCAAAAAGGUUGGGGACCACUGCUAUAAUACAGAACCUGCUCUAGCUCCAUCAUUCACACCCAUGUCUUCUCAUCAGCCCAGUUAUUUACUCUUCUUCAAAACUGUGCUGUGGGUGUGGCUUGGAGUUCUCCCCCAGAAAUCUCCACCACGUCCAUGGCCAUCACUAAUUGGUGGGAAAGAAUUAACCCUCUAUCUUUUAGACAAUCCUUCUCUCCCCCUCCCCUGCCCUCCCCUGGGUGAGGUCUCAGGCUCCCUGUCUUUCUCUUCCUGCCCUGCACAGCUGGCCUGCCAGAAGCGGCCCUCUGGACACCUGGUAUCUGUGCUGAGUGCAUCUGAGGGAUCUUUCGUGUCCUCCCUGGUCAGGAGCACUGCGAACAGCAACUCAUACGUCUGGAUUGGGCUGCACGACCCCACGCAGGGAGCUGAGCCAAAUGGAGAUGGAUGGGAAUGGAGCAGCUUUGAUGUGCUCAACUACUUUGCCUGGGAGAGAAAUCCUCCUUCCACCCCAAAUCCUGGAUACUGUGGGAGCGUGUCCAGAAGCACAGGAUUUCUAAAGUGGAAAGAUUAUAACUGUGAUAUAAAGUUACCGUAUGUCUGCAAGUUCAAGGACUAGGCCAACUGGGAAGUUGGGAGCCUGAGAUUGGUGCGCACCUCAUCAAGGACAGGGGGCCAGUGUAAAGACCCACCUUGGAAGGAAAUAUUCUUCAUGUAACUCUCAAACCUGAGCACCUCAAUUCUGAUUUUCCCUUCUCUUCCCUCCUUAUCAACUUCAUUCAGACUUUUCUAUGUGUUCCAUGGCCUGAGUCUCAGAAUAAUAAUAAAAUAUUUGUUUACGCUUA